This is a messenger RNA of Suillus paluster, 744 nucleotides long. RefSeq lists its product as uncharacterized. The coding region runs from base 1 to 744 and encodes 247 amino acids. The transcript has a single exon. NCBI's taxonomy places the organism in Eukaryota, Fungi, Basidiomycota, Agaricomycetes, Boletales, Suillaceae. The record is from RefSeq and is a predicted model, not a curated record.
AUGGCACCAAGCUUGGUGACAUCCUCAGUUGGCCAUCUGCCAAUAUUGCAGCCAAGUCCCGUGAAAGCACUCGCAACCAUCAUCCAUCAGUAUCACGAGGAUCAAACACCACAGUCAACAUUGUUAACACCACACUGGAAUACACUUGUUGGACAAGCCCUCGAUGACCUUGCAUCUUCAUCAGUAUCAUUUCUCGUUUCCGACACUCCCAUUACCUCCCAAGAUCAGCUCCCUGCAUUUACACCAACUUCGUUCACACCUACCCACAAACAAAAACAUGCGGUCCUUGAUCAUCAACCUGAAACAGAACAUGAGCAUGAAUGUCAUGAUGCGUUGCGAGAGGCAUACAAGCAUGAAGAUUAUUACAAGGGGGCCUUGUAUGGGAUGCAGUCCACUGCAGUGUUGCAGGAAAUGUACUGCAAAACAUUAUUGAGUCAGCUGGCUGCACAGGAAGAGAAGAAGUUAGCAAGAAAGCGAGAGAAAUUAGUAGGCGACAGACUACCGAGACUCCUCACAGGAGACAAAUUUUACCGCUCGGUUGUUGAUCACAACAAUGCGGCAGAUGCAGAGGUGGCAGCACGCGAAAGCCAUCAGCAAGAGAGAGAUGAGCGAGCGAGUUUGAUGAAAGCAUGGAAAGAGGAGGAUGCAAAGCGGCUGGAGAGAAAUGAAGUGCGCAGGCAAGAAUAUAAGGAGGAGUUGAGGCAGUGGGAGGAAGAGCGAGCAAAGGCAAAGUUGGAGAGAUGA